AUGGCCGAUCACCUAGCAGUCUUGAACAUGCCCAUCGAGGCCCUGCAGCGAUCUCACCGUCACCUCUCCUUUGAGCCAUUCACUCUUCUGUCCGCAUUGUCCGCUGUGACAGAGAGAUCGGCCUCGCGGCCACAGCCUCGACUACAUACGACGAACCGUACCACGUUGCCCGCCGCUUCGCCAGCUUGGACCACCUCUCCUCCGGCAGAGCAGCCUGAACAUCGUCACGACCGGCAAUCCGGAAUCUGCCAAAGAAUUUUAGGUUGGAUGAGCAUAUGGAGCAUUCUGAGCGGUACAAGCGAGCCAGGGUUUUACGAGGUUGUCACUGGGCUGUGGGAUAGUUUCGCGGACGACGCGUUCGACUCUCAGAGUCAGGUCCGGGAUCUACUUGAUCCUUCCAAGCUUCACGUACUCAACCACAAAGGGGAGUCUCAAAGUGAGGGGCCUUUGAACAUUGCGAGACCGGUACAAGGGUGGCCAGUGAUUGUUCAGGCUGGGCAGUCAGAGCCGGGAAACAGCUUGCCGCAGAGACGGCAGAGGUGGUGUUUUGUUCGCCGAGGGAUAUUCAAGGUGCGAAGGAAUUGUAUGAGGAUAUCAAGGGAAGGGCAGAGAAAGUAUGGCAGGAAUAGGGACAGCUUGAGGAUUCUGCCGGCCGCCUUGGUGAUUGUUGGUGAUACGGUUCAGGAUGCCAAGGAGAAGAGGUUGAAGCUUGAUAGCCUGGUUCAUUAUGAUAGCGCGAUUGCCUCGCUGUCCAUUGCUCUUGGUAGCGAUGCUUCCAGGGUUCGAUCCUGA
Podospora pseudopauciseta is the source of this 792-nucleotide messenger RNA. RefSeq lists its product as uncharacterized. The record is from RefSeq and is a predicted model, not a curated record. Bases 1 to 792 code for a protein of 263 amino acids. The transcript has a single exon. Gene Ontology annotation, molecular function: oxidoreductase activity, acting on paired donors, with incorporation or reduction of molecular oxygen. NCBI's taxonomy places the organism in Eukaryota, Fungi, Ascomycota, Sordariomycetes, Sordariales, Podosporaceae.